This is a messenger RNA of Paramecium tetraurelia, 623 nucleotides long. RefSeq lists its product as uncharacterized. The transcript is spliced from 2 exons. The record is from RefSeq and is a predicted model, not a curated record. Gene Ontology annotation, molecular function: isopentenyl-diphosphate delta-isomerase activity. Gene Ontology annotation, biological process: isopentenyl diphosphate biosynthetic process. Gene Ontology annotation, cellular component: cytoplasm. Lineage: Eukaryota; Ciliophora; Oligohymenophorea; Peniculida; Parameciidae.
UUUGAAUUGUAAUUAAUUAUGAAGGAUAAUUAAAAUGAAUCUGAAUUAAUAAAAGCCAAAGUUGUCGACAUCAACAAUCAUGUUAUAGAUUUCAUUUCUAUUGAUUACAAACUAUUAUCUAAAGUAAUUCAUCAAGCAACUUUUUUAUUCGUCAUCGAGAAGUAGACAUUCAGAAUCUUUUGUCAUAAGCGUUCAUAAUCAAAAUAAUACUAACCUGGGACAUUUAGCACAUGUUUUACUGGAAUUGUUCUAGAAACUGAAGAUUAUCGUUAAUGUGCUAAAAGAAAAUUAAUUUAAGAAACAGGAUUAGACUUGGAAUUGACAUAUAUCAAUUCUUUCUAUUUUGAAAGUAAGAAAAAUAAAAUCUGGGGAUAAAUAUUUUAUACAUUUUAUGAUGGAUAGAUAAUCAACUUUAUCUAAGACCCUAAAGAAGUUGAAGAGAUUGAGUUGAUGUCAUACAAGGAAAUUGUUAUUCGAGAAUAGAAUGGCGAGAUCUUUACACCAGAAAGCAUCCAAGCGCUUCAUUUUUUAAACAAAAGAGUUCUUCGCCAAUGACAUCUAUUAAACAAAUCAAGGUUGAUUUGUUUAUUUGUUCACAUUUCUAUUUAUAGUAGAAUAAUUUU